Molecule: messenger RNA, 1179 nt
Organism: Gossypium raimondii (Peruvian cotton)
Lineage: Eukaryota; Viridiplantae; Streptophyta; Magnoliopsida; Malvales; Malvaceae
Exons: 4
Coding region: 1-1179 (392 amino acids)
Source: RefSeq, a predicted model, not a curated record
AUGAUAAAUGAAUGGUUCACUGAGUUUGUCCGAACUAAUCCGGCUGCUCAACAACCUCCACCCUCACCUUUUCCCCAAUCGAUCCCUAGAGCUCCUCAAGUUUUAGAACUGAUACAUAUGAGCAAACCACCAGUAGAUGAAAUUCGAAAGUAUGGGGCCGAAGAGUUUAGAGCUACAGUUGAUGAUGACCAUGAGAGAGCUGAGUUUUGGCUAGAGAAUACUACCCGAGUUUUUGAUGAGUUGUCUUUUGAUAAAGCACACAAAGCCGAAGACUUUAGCAAAGAAAAAAGAAGAGCCGAUUCUGAGGCUAGGGAUUCGAGAAAGAGGUUGACAGCUAAAGCCACUUCAGUAGCGAGCGUUGGUAGUUUCAAGGCCAACAAACCUGAGUGUCAACAGUGUGGUAGACGAUAUUUUGGAGAAUGUUGGAUGAAUGACAGAGCCUGUUUUAGAUGUGGCUCACAAGAGCAUUUCAUUCAGGAUUAUCUUCAGUUACCUGAGAAAGACAAACUCCUGACUGCUCAACCGAGCAAUAUAGCUACAAGAGAGAGACCACCCCGAAAUACUAGAGAUAUGAGUGGUAGUAGAGGUGCAACAUAUGAUUCUGCUAUAAGAUCCGAGGCACAGGUGUCAGCCAGAGCUUACACUAUUCGCGCUCAUGAAGAUGCAUCGACGCCAAAUAUUAUCACCCGUACUUUUUCUCUUUAUAACACUGAUGUAACUGCAUUGAUUGAUCUUGGAUCAACUUAUUCUUAUGUGUGUACAAAUUUAGUGACUAGUAAGAGUUUAACUGUCGAGUCCACUGAAUUUGUGGUUAAGGUAUCGAAGCCCUUAGGUCAGUAUGUUCUAAUUGAUAAAAACGAUGAGACUCUACGUAUUGAAUCUGAUAAUUUGAGUGGGUUACCUGUUGUAGUAUCAACUAUACUAGCACAAAAGUAUGUGAGAAAGGGUUGCGAUGCAUAUCUUGCAUAUGUACUAGAUACAAAAGUGUCUGAGAUGAAGAUUGAUUCUGUACUAGUGGUUAGUGAAUAUUCAGAUGUAUUUCCAAAAGAGUUACCUGGGUUACCACCAAUCAGAGGGGUUGAAUUUACUAUUGAGUUAGUACUGGGAACAUCACCGAUAUCGGUAGCUCCAUAUAGAAUGGCUCUGACAGAGUUGAAAGAGUUGAGAGCUCAGUUGUAA